AUGUCAUAUAGAGACGACCACCUGUGCGAGUUUCGUGGAAGAUUGAUACUUUUGUCCGAACACCACAAGAACCACAAACAUCACCGAGCACAUGCAGAGAGAUCCGUCGAAGAGCACAAGGCGUCCAAGACCGUCACGAGCGAGUUCAAGGUGGAUGCUGUCUCUCAGAUGGAUAGACCGUAUCUCCCUUACAUCCCUCAAAUGACGCCUUUCGUCCGAUCGCCCAGCUGUGAGAUCGGCAGCGCCUGGAGCAAAUAUCGAAACCUACUGCUCGAUGUGGGGAGCGACCCCGAAGAAAGUCGACAGACGCAGAGGAUGAACGUGCUGUUCAACAAGAUCAACGAUCCCUCCAAGGCAGGCAUCACGCCAGCCUCCCUUGUCCAAGGAUUGAACAGCCUCGGCCUUACACAUGUCGACCUCACAGAGGCCGACAGUCUCCUUCGAGAGCUGCUGAAGUCGCCGGAAAGCAGAUCCGUUUCAAGAGAGGCUUUCUACGACUUCAUGUCAGGGCUCUUGUGCGGGGAAGAGCUACAUUGGGAUGCAAUUCCGCACAUUGAAGGUGAUGGCCUCAAAAUCCUGCAAAGGAAUAUCUCUGCAAAGAAGGAAGCCGCUCGAUUGAUGCAGGAGAAUAUCAAGAUCAAGAUCAAGACAAACAAAGAAGAGCUUUCAAGUCUCACCAAGGACAUGAAAUCCUUGCAGAAGAAGCAUGGGGCUGCCAGCACGAGGGAGAUGGAAAAGAUCGAGAAAAGGAUCAAACGAAGGAUGAAAGAGAUGCAGAUAAAAGAAAGUCAGCUGGUGAUCUUGUUGGAGGAGGAAAAGACGGUUCAAGGCAGAAGCACGUCCCUGCUCCAAGAAGCCAACAUUCUACAGAAUCUGGCUGACAGAGUGAUGCAGUACAAGAGUCUGGGAGCACACGUUGCAAUGCUGACUUCGAUUGAAUCUGUCCCCCUUGCACAUGGCAAGCAUUCAUCGACUCAGGAUGAAGAGGUCGUUGGAUUCAUCAUAGAGAGCAAAGUCGCGACGGGUUCAUGGACGUAUGUCUCCUUUGAAGUGGAGCCUGACUGGAGGUGCUUUGAGGUGGUUAUCACUGCGUUGCACGGGACCGCUUACCUCUCGUUUGCUAAUCCUCCUCUCAUCUAUCGAGCGGCGUCGGGCAGCCUCUUCAAGUCACCGCAUGUGCUCUACUCGCCACGUUUGACCCGCACACAGACAUCGAGUGGAUGGCAACGAGGGCCCGGCUUCCUAGUGAAGAGAAGCCUCGCCAAGACCGGCUACUACGGCAUGGAGCACACAGUCAGGAUACAUCUCUCGCCUACAAUCCUCCUCAGCUGCUACCCGGGAGGCUUCGGGAGGGCCUGGCAAGGAUCUUGGCAUCUCGGGGUGCACGGGCCUAGCAGCUUCAAGAUCUCGGUGAUCUACUUCAAGAGUGGCAGCGAAGGCUCCAAGAACGGAGCAGGGGCUCUGAGCUGA
Messenger RNA from Guillardia theta CCMP2712, 1470 nucleotides. RefSeq lists its product as hypothetical. The transcript is spliced from 13 exons. The record is from RefSeq and is a predicted model, not a curated record. Lineage: Eukaryota; Cryptophyceae; Pyrenomonadales; Geminigeraceae. The coding region runs from base 1 to 1470 and encodes 489 amino acids.